Messenger RNA from Saprolegnia parasitica CBS 223.65, 709 nucleotides. RefSeq lists its product as hypothetical. The coding region runs from base 7 to 609 and encodes 200 amino acids. NCBI's taxonomy places the organism in Eukaryota, Oomycota, Saprolegniomycetes, Saprolegniales, Saprolegniaceae. Gene Ontology annotation, cellular component: cytosol. The record is from RefSeq and is a predicted model, not a curated record. The transcript has 5 exons.
UUAGCGAUGGACUUUGAAGACUUGUUGAACGAAGUCGAGUCGGCGGUGCGCGGCACGAGCGCGCCCGUGAAGCCGGCAACAGCGUCGUCGUAUGCAUCCUCCAAGCCAUCCUCAGCCUACUCGGCCUCGUCGUCCUCGAUGACGAGUGCUCCCAAGCCAGCACCGUCGUCGUCUUGCAAGAGCCGCAUGCAAUCGGACCUCGAUGAUCUGCUCGACCUUGUCGCCGAGCCCGAGGUCGCAACGUCCGCCAAGAAGGCGGCGCCGAGAGAGUUCCAUGCCGGCAGCUCGAAAAAAUGCACGAGCGUGGCGCUGGCUGGCACAGCACUCAAGCACGGCCAGCACGUGAGCGCGGUCAACGCUGCUGCGUGCUCCAACCUGCGCUGCAACGACUGCGACUUCACCGUCGUUCAGUUCACCAACACGCGAUGGCACGCGUCCGCCGACUACAUGUUUUUUCGCGAAAACAUGCCCAACGAAGCCAAGCUCCGGGCGAAGAUGGAGUCCUCGUCCGGAUGCAUUGCGUACGCCUGCCAGUGCAAGUGGCUCAGCGUCUCGGACAAGACGACGCCCGAGCGCGAGCGCGUCAAGUGGUGCUGCGCUGGCCAUUAGCAACCCUAAUCCUCCACAUAUCGAUCUCUUCAUCCAAAGGCUACAACAUUGUAGACGCUAGAAGACUAGAGAUAGCAACGGACCGAGUCACGACCUACUG